Molecule: messenger RNA, 955 nt
Organism: Apaloderma vittatum (bar-tailed trogon)
Lineage: Eukaryota; Metazoa; Chordata; Aves; Trogoniformes; Trogonidae
Product: olfactory receptor 4N5-like
Exons: 2
Biological process (GO): G protein-coupled receptor signaling pathway
Cellular component (GO): membrane
Molecular function (GO): G protein-coupled receptor activity; olfactory receptor activity
Source: RefSeq, a predicted model, not a curated record
AUGGAGCACGGGAACUACACAGUAGUUACAGAACUUGUUCUGUUGGGAUUGACCCAAAACCAUGAAGUCCAAAUGAUUCUCUUCUUCUUCUUCCUGCUCUUCUAUAUGAUCAUUCUGCCAGGCAACAUCCUUAUAAUUCUCACAAUCUGGGGGGAUCCCCAACUGGGAUCACCUAUGUAUUUCUUCCUGGCCAACUUGGCAUUCUUGGACAUCUGUUACUGUUCUGUCACCUCACCCAAAAUGCUGGCUGACUUUUUCUCAGAUCGUAAGACCAUCUCCUACAGUGCCUGCAUAGCUCAGCUUUUUUUCCUCCACUUCCUGGGAGCAGCUGAAGCUUUCCUGCUCAUGGUCAUGGCCUAUGACCGUUAUGUAGCCAUUUGCAAACCUCUUCACUACACCAGGCUUGUGAACAGAAGAGUUUGCUGUGUCCUGGUUGGAGUUACCUGGAGUGGGGGCUUCAUCCAUGGCAUCAUUCUACUUGGUCUCAGCAUCCACCUCCUCUUAUGUGGUCCCAACAUCCUGGACAACUUCUUCUGUGAUGUCCAUCAGCUGGUCAAGUUGGCCUGUGAUAACUAUUUUGUUCAUUACACUUCUCCUAAUCUCCUACACUGUCCUGGAGUUGUUAUAGUUAUGUGCAUUACACUUCUCCUAAUCUCCUACACUGUCCUGUUGCUGAAGCUCCGGACACAGUCCUCCAAGGCAAAGAACAAAGUAGCCUCCACCUGUGUUUCCCACAUCAUUGUGGUUUUUGUCAUGUGUGCUCCAGCUGUGUAUAUCUAUGGUUUACCCUUCCAAGUUGUCCCAAUGGAAAAAUUUGUUGCCGUUUUCCAUACAGUCAUCUUCCCUUUGACCAACCCCAGGAUCUACACCUUGUGUAACAAGGAGAUCAAAAGCUCAAUGUGGAGACUACUCAGCAAAUGCGUGCUUCGGUGUGGAAAAUCUAAAACAAAUAUUU